Penicillium brasilianum is the source of this 7253-nucleotide messenger RNA. Lineage: Eukaryota; Fungi; Ascomycota; Eurotiomycetes; Eurotiales; Aspergillaceae. The record is from the annotation of a GenBank genome assembly.
CGAGACUUGAUCUUGAUGAUCACCUUCCUAGCUGUCUCCGUACUCACCUCCCACUUGCUGGUCCGCUAGGGAGGCAAACCACUUUCUCUUGCCCCCUUUUUUCCUCUCGACCCGCCCUCCACUCGCCUGGCUAUCGUUGUACCAUUCUUUUUACGCAGUAACUCCUCUAUAGAUUCAAGACAUUUUCCGUUCUGCCUCUUCAGCUGCACUCGUGCUUUUCCUUUCUUUUUUUUUUUAAUCGUUCACUCCCUCUUUCUCUCUCUGACUUCUCUCCCACGAGCUCAUCCUUCUCGCCCCCUCUUCCAUCUUCUCCUCCUUCCUCCCCCCGCAUCGACCAUUUUCCCGGCACUUCAACACGGACCACCCCUGAACCAAACCAAACCAGACGCAAAUCGGACCAAACGGACCUUCCAGUGGGACCGCGGCCCCCCCUGAACGUCGCCCUUCCUUUACUCAUUAUACUCAUCACACACAUAUCACACACACACACACACACACUCACACACACAAUCUUACGACACGAUCUCUCUUCGGUCGCGGUCCUCCCCCUCUCGGCCUCUCUCCUUUCCUCCACUUUGCGCCGUCCAGCCCUGAAUUCUCCAAUUGUGCGAAAUGUCUGUUCUGCCUGCGACCACCUUUCGAUAGACCCCUCGAUACUGUCGAUAAAGCAAUGUGUACGAGUAUCACACCGUCGACCUAGCAUGAACGGCUCCUUCUCGGAUAUACUGCAGUCAAUCAAUCCAUUCGCCCGUCCGAUCGCCCGCCAGUAGUCCCAGUAUCACCGCUUCACGGACCCUCCGCCCCCACUGUCGCGACCAUCUUCACAUCUUCCAAUGCCAGGCUUCGGCCUAUGAACCGACUUGAAUUCCCGAAUCUCAUCCCUGCGCCCACCUUGAAAAUGCUACACCGCUCGGCCCUGGAAGAUGAACCGCGAUCGUUCCACUCGAGACGUCCCUCGGGCCCUCUGACGGAGCCCCCGUCUGGCCCCCUCCCCAAUCGACCAGCCUCGCGCACGUCACGGCCAGCCUCGAGGAAUCGAUUAGGAAACCCUUCCGGUGCGGGUAUGUCCACGGGAUUGGGGGUGGUGUCGGAGAACGGAGCGGAUCGGCCUCUCAUACUGGCACCCACGAGUCCCAUUAAAGAAGGACUCGGAAGUCUGAACCGCUGGUCGCAGUCCACUGCAUCCAGCAAGAGUCCAUCAGAAUAUAAUGGCCAUCGUCGCGGGAGCUCCAAGAUGUCCCUCUCGGGUCACAGCCCACAUCACGCCCCCGGGCUGGGCGAAUUGCCCGAGCUGAGCCUCCCCGAGCUAAGAGCAUCGGAGAUGUUCUCGUCCGACCCAACCACCUCCCAUCUCGACCUCUCCUUCACAGCGUCUAGCCAUAUAUUCCAGAAUUCUUCGGGCAAUGACCCUCGAGACCUGGGCAAUCUUCCACCCUACCAAGACUCCACAACGACGCGCACGAAUGACGGCGCGGCCUAUGCAGAUGGUGAAGGUGACGGCGAGAAUCGGCAACAUGGACAGACGCAAAAGGCAAUGCUGUCGAAAGCACUGCAAAAGGCGAACACGGCAGUACUGUUGGACAAUGCCGCGAAUUUCGAGGGCGCAAUGGAGGCUUAUACCGAUGCCUGCCAGCUGCUGCAAUUGGUGAUGUUGCGGAGUAAUGGAGGCGACGAGGAGAAGCUCAAGCUGCAAGAAAUCCGCGAUACCUAUAUGAUCCGAAUUACCGAACUUCAGCGCAUGGACUUCCCAAUGCCGGACAAUGAUGAUAAAGCGCUCCCCGAGCGUCCUUUGAGUCAAGAGUCCUACGGGGAGCUCUUCCAUGCCUCUUUCCACGAUGACUCCCAUAUUGAGAGCCACAACAGUUCAGCCCACUCCAGCCUGGGCCUUCAACCGGCCUUUGAAGAAUCCAAGUCUCUCCCUUCCGAGGCCAUUCCUCCCCGCCGUCAAUCGCUACGACCGUCUGCACAAUCGGGCAGGACUACUCCCGCCGGCCUGGGGAACAAUCUGGCAGCUUAUAAUGGACAUUUCCUCGAACCCGCAGCGGUGCAAGAGUCCAACGAAUCAACCUCCUGGCUUGACACGAUUGACGAGUCCGGUGCCUCUUCUCCAUCGUCUGCAAACUCCAAGGCCUCGUCCGUGUACUUGCGUCGGCGGACCAGCCGCCGCCUCAGCACCGAUACCGAAGCCGAAUUUGAUGCAGCCCUCGACGCUGCAGUGGAAGCCGCAUAUGACGAAGGCCUCGAGCCCGUGAUGGAAUAUAAAGAAGAGGAGAGCGAUGAUAUAGUAGCGAAUGCGCGCAGGAAUAUUGAGCUGGCAAAGCAACGGGUACGAGAAGCGGAAUUGGAGGCCGAGGCUGCCAUGAACCGUGGUCGAGAGUUCCGCCAUAAUCAGGAACAACCCAUCUUGGACAACCCCGUGGGCCGAAAUUCAGAGUAUCUGGACGAGGAGGCCGAAGAAGAGGAGCGUCUACUAGAGGAGAUGACCAAGGGCUACGUAAUGGAUGAUUUUGAGUUUGGCAUUCAAUCCAAGUCUGCCCUGCCUCGAGAGUCGGAUUCCAGUAAUAUGUCUGGGCGAACCUGGGAAAGCUCGGCUGCUUCAAACAUUACUGGCAACGGUGGUGCGACUCUGUCUACCCUUACGGAGGAUGAUGAUCAUAUUCUUCCUCCCGACUUGAUCGACAGGAACCACUUGCCAUCCUCUCCACCUACGGCGGCAUUACCCCCGAUCCCCGUUUCGUCUGAUUUCCCCGGUCUACCACCUCACCGAGCUUCGUUGUCUCAACCUCCUCCUCCGCCUCCCAUGGGUCCUCCCCCUGUCCCUGGAGUUCGGGCACGAAGACUCUCUGGACAGGCUUCCAGUGAGUUGACGAUCGAAACCGGCACACGCCCUCGCGGCGAUUCCACAAUCUCAAACGUCGAUCCCUUCACGAUUCCCUCUGUGGGCCUGGCCCCACCUCCUCUUCCCAAGGACGAGCCCUCGCAGGACCCGCGUCCUAGGUCUUCAACGCCCAGCUUGCGUGGCAGUCUACACCCUUCAAAACGCAAUCUUUCAGUUGGCUCGGUCGUGGACAACAUCAACCUAGCCAAGUCCCGUACUCACGAAGAUGACGAAUCUGGACUUCCUCCACUUCCUGCCUCUGCACGUCCAAUGGGCAAAGUUCCCUCCGCUCCAGACGGCCUUGACAAGGCCCAUAUCAACUCCAAAUCCGUCCGCAGUCGCAACGUCUCUGUUCCUAUUCCUGAUACCGCGCCAGGCUCUCCGACCACUCCGUGGAGUGGUUCGUUCCCAUCUCUGGAUACCCAAAAGGCUUUAACGAUACCUAGCGUUCCUGUCCUGCCGACCCCAACCGCCGCGAAUUUCACCCAAAACGGUCUUCCCACUGGUGGUCUCAACCUUUUCGAUUGCGAUAUUCAUUCUCCCACUGCUUUAGGACGUCCGAACUCGCUCGUUCACAAUGCCCCUGUCCCACUUGAACCCUGUCCGGAAUCCUUCCUCCUCCGCCCAUUUUGGCUUAUGCGAUGCCUGUAUCAGACGAUCUCUCACCCACAGGGCGGUUACCUGUCCGCCAAGCUCUUCGUUCCUCGUGACGUUUGGCGUGUGAAGAACGUCAAGAUCAAGUCUCUCGAGGAUAAAGUGUCUAACUGUGAUCUACUGACGGCGGCCCUCCUCAAAUUGGCCCAGGUGGAUAUGUACGACGCGGAUGCAGUACUCGAAGAAAUGCAAUCAUUCGAGGGCGUUCUGGAACAGGUCCAAAUUGCAUUGUCAAAGAGGCUGGGUAACGAGGUUGGCAUUCACACUGCCGUUCCGUUGUUCAAGUCCAACGCGUCCUUUGAUGAUGCUGCUCAUCCCGAACUGGCCUCCUCCAGGACCUCUGGCACUUCCAAUAAAUCAUACCGGCCGACGUGGAAACGCCUGCGAUCCAAGACCUCGGGGAUUGGCACUACCACCCCGACAAUCUCAACUCCUCGCGAUAGCAACAAGGAGCAUGUGACUUUGAACUCGGUUCCCAUGACGGCGGCACCCGUAGGCCAGGCUCGGCGCAGUGUGACCUCGCUGGAUUUCUCGGGUCCAAAUUCUCAUUACAUGGGCGCAUUAGCACGGCUCUUUGAUGCUGCUCAAAUACUAGAUCAAAUCGCCCAGCAAGUCGAGGACCCAGGGCUCAAGCAUUCCUCUCAAACCCACGUGGGCCUGGAACUGUGCACGAGACACGCAGCCGAGUUUUUCGGUUUCUACAUUUGCCGCUUCGCAUUGGCUGAUGUUGGCCUCAUGUUGGACAAGUUCAUCAAGCGUGGCAGCGAAUGGGUGUUGAUCUAGUUCAUUUUGCUAUGUCGUGAUAUGCCUCUCUUAUAGUGGAGGAUUGCCCUCUACCUCACCAUUCCCCCCCCUUUGUCGCCCAAUCAUCCAUCCCCUUCUCUUCCCAGAAUAGAUCAGGCCUUCCCUCCUUCUCUGAGUGCCUGUUUGAUACCUCUCCCCCGAUCUACCUGCCCAUAUUAUUCUGACGUCUAUACUAUUUUCACCUAACACUCCGCCAUGUCUUUAAGAUACCAUGCCAUGAUUCGCCUCGAGAUAUGAUUUGAAGAACAUAAUUGCCAUUGUGAUGGGACUGACUGAAUUGUGCUUACCUAAACCAUAGCUGUUUCUGGUGCCCCCCUUAUAUCAUCUCGAUAUGUCUCCCCUUUAUCAUAUCCUAAAUCUGUGUUGCACUCCCCCGCUUCGUCUCAGCCCCCCCCCUCCCCCCCCAAAUCCUGAUCUCAACAUACACCUCACCAUUACAUACCAAGUGCUGCAUUUGAUACGUGAGUUACGACAUUCCAUUUUUGAUCCUGUUCAAGUCUCUUUUGCGAUACGAGCAUUGAUAGAGUAUAUACAUCAUGAGAAAAAGAUUCCAAGUUGUUCAUGAGCCCAUUCAUAAACGCUGUAAUUUAUCGAAAGCCAAAACAUCCCCUCCCAUCUCUUUUGUGUCAAACUGGAAGUCGAGAAAAAAAAAGUGGCCCUCCACUUGCGCUUCAAAGACUGAUCCCCGCAGAACGAAGACAUAUCUGCCGUCGUCGCUCGGCGUCCCGAAUAAUUUCCGAGGAUAAUUUGAGACUCGGCGCCAGAUGCGCAUACCGCUCAACUUCCGCAACGACACUAGAAAUGAUUGCAUCCACCCGUACCGGAGGCGGGAGCAACGUAGAUAACGUCGGUGACAUGGUCGCGCCCAUGAUUAAUAGUGUUUGCGAAACCAUCGAUAAAGCUCCCUGCCAUAGAUACGGAAGAUGGCCUUCGCGGUGACUGGUGACGUGUUCUAGCUGUCGUAGCGUAGCAUCGAGACACCUGCGACAACACUCGCGGACGCCGGGGUCAGCACCGGCUUGUUCGUUUUCGAAGACGGCGAGGAUGUACGGCCGGUAUAUGAUUGUGCGGCACGCGUUGUAUCGUAGUCUCAGCACCGUUUGGACGGGGUUGGAGAGUGGUGAUUGGGUGAGUGGGAAUUGAACUGGUUGUGGGAGACUUUCGUACCAUUGGGAGAGCUGGAAGUCUAGCUCUGAGACUAUCGGGCCUAGGGAGGAGAGUGUGUGCGUGCCGUCCUUUUGGUAGAUGAGAUGGCUGACUCGGUUUAGGAGUCUUCGUAAGGCGAUUUCGGCAAGAAAAUACCAGAGUUCGUCGCGUCCCGUGGUUUCUUCUGGGAGUCUACCGCUGCGGUCUUCUUUUUCGGUUUCGCCGUCCAUUCCUUCGUCCUCGUCCUCGUCUUCUUCUUCGAAGCCGCCUGGUAGAUCGACUACUUCUUCAAAGUUCACGAUGCCGGAAUGGGGGAGGUCUAGCUCGGCGAGGAGGUCGCUUUCGUACAGAAGGGAGUUCCAGUAGACUCGCACACUGAGUUCUUUCCAUUGUGCAGGUACUCGGUUGGGGUUGCCUAAGAGCAGCUGAAGCUUCAUGCUCACAUUGGAUAGCAGUGUCCAUGCUUCGAGUGGUCGUACUAGGUAGAACAGGUAGGCCGAUGCGAGAACCAUGCACUGUGCGGCAAUCGCAGAAUUCCGCAUCAUCACGGAGGGUAGAAUCGACCAUGCUGCGGCAAAGUACGGGAGUCCGGGUGGCUCGUGAUCUGCUGGUAGGAACGAGAUGCUGCCAUUGCGACUCGCAGCUCCGAGGGCUAGUACCAGUAGCACGAGACAGCUCACAGGCCCAUCUUGGAAUCCUUGCGCGAGAGCAGUUUGGUAGUAUCGGUUCCAUGUAUAUGGGUUCACACAUGCGUACCAAACAUUGGCAUGGUUGAAGAAGGCCUGCACGUACGCUGAUGCGUUGGCCAAGUCGAAGCCGGAAUUAGGGUUCAAACGCAGUGGUUCACGCGCCAUUUCCAAUUGAAGCAGAUUCUGGGGAUCGUAAGGCCCCGAUACCAGAUCCCGGAUCAAGGGCCAUUGGAGAAGAUGUAGGGCAGGGGUGCUGUGUACCUUGGGCAUGGUUGAUAUACUAAUGCUGGGCGGCGGAUUGGCCCAGGAGCCCAAUCCCACCGCAUUCAUUCUCCCAGAUGUUGACAUCCCAUUCAUCCUGGUGAUGGGAUCUUCACUACCGAUACCGGUGUCGUUGCUCGUCGCCGGGGAUGUCGACGACAUGGCUAGAUGAUGCGGACCUUGUGCUACCAAGCUGGAAUGAAGCAGCCCCUCGAUUCGGGUCAGAUGUUCUAGAAUAAGCUUGUCGCCAGCAUCAAGCUUAAUCCCUGGCUCCCGGUACACACACUCGGCAUCGAGAUCGGAGCAAAGCUGGCAUUUCGGACGGGCUCCAUUGCAUCUUGUCUUGCGUAACCGGCAUAUCUGGCACUGUCGAACUUCUAAGCUUGCCGGUAUCUAGCAGUGAAGUGAGAUAGAUUGGAAGGAAACUCACGGCGAUAGUUGCCCGUCUCCGCGGGUACUCCGCCGCAUCUUCACUGGAGCGCUUCUUCGUGCCUGAUAGAUCGAGGUCGCUCCCUAUGAUGGGAUCAACGUCUCUCUCUGGAGGCGGGGUCAUGAUCGGCAGCAAAGGAUGAGAAAUGUAGUGAAGACCUCGACAAAUUCGACAAAUGGUGAGCUCCUCCUGCGGAUAAUUGAUGUCGGAAGCUAUACCAUUCCACUGGCGAGAUUGUCGUGUAGCUUCGCAUACCAUUACUAUACCGGAGGUUGUGGAAAUCCAGAGACAGUCCCACAAUGAUGGACGGGGCAACAGUCUAAUUGAGCAUCAUUUCCCCAGAGGUUAUGCCCGUCAGAUGUCGCAUUGGUUGCAGUGCACAGUACCAUUG